AAGUUGUGCAAAGACUGUAGUUUUUCCACAGCAUUCCAUUGUUUGAAUAUUUGGUUUUUCCUAGUGUUUAUUAAACUUGUGUUGUUUGCAUUUUGGUUUAUUAUGAGUAAUGGUGCUAUGGAAAUUACUGAGCGUGUCUGCUUGUUCAAAUAUGCCCAUAUUUUUGGAGGGAUGUAUUUCUUAGAUGUAUUCUCAGAGUGAAAUUGCUUCUGGCUUGGUGAACAUGUGGAGAUGCAGGGAGAGUGACGCUCCUAUAGGGGUCACUCCUUGCCCUUACACACAUACCCUGCCCUAGGCAUCUCUUCCAUCUGGCUGUUCCUGAGUUACAUCCUUUUAUAAUAAGUAAAUAUAAUAACUAAAAUGUCUCUCUGAGUUCCGUGAACCAUUCUGGAAAAUUUUUGGUUUUUGUUUUGUGUUUCGUUUUUUUUGUUUGUUUUUUAGGUCAUGCUGCGCGACAUGUGGGAUCUUAGUUCCCCGACCAGGGAUCAAAUCCAUGCCCCCUGCAGUGGAAGCACGGAAUCCUAACCACUGGACCACCAGGGAAUUCCCUGCUCUAGCAAAUUAAUCAACCCAAGGAGGGGGGUCAUUGGAACCUGCCAUCUGUGGCUGGUUGCUUAGAAGUACACGUGACAAUCUGGACUUGUGUUUGCACAUGAAGUAGGAGGUAGAAGCCAGUCUCAUAGGACUGAGCCUUCAACCGGUGGGAUAUGAUAUUAUCUCCAGUCACCGCACCUCAACUUCAUGGAAUAAAGGAAUACCCCCACCACAGUCAGAAUCUUAGGCUUUUGGGGCAGAGGAAUAAAGUCUUCUGGGGCAACAAUCUUCUGGGGACACUCAGCAAUGCUGUGGGCAUUGGGCUAAGGUGAGCGCCCAGGAGCAGCGUUAGCAUCUGGGUCUAGAGGAAAUGUACCCUCAGCUUGAAUUUUCUCCUCAACCCACAGGUCCUGACUCUCCAGGAGCAAAAGAAUCAGUAGAAGGAGGAAGAAGUUACACAAUUUGGUAUCAGGAUUUCUUGGGACACACUUGAUUGAAGACAGAACAGAAUUUAGAGCAGAUCCAGAAGACACAGCGACAGAACCUCCCUGUUGCCAGCUGUUUUCAGAAAACAGAAGAAAAUGAUCAAGGCCCAGGAAACCCUGACAUUUGACGAUGUGGCCGUGGACUUCACGUGGGAGGAGUGGCAGUUCCUGGCCCCUCCUCAGAAGGACCUGUACCGGGACGUGAUGCUGGAGAACUAUAGCAACCUGCUGUCCGUGGGUUUUCAAGCCAGCAAACCAGACAUACUCUCCAAGUUGGAUCAAGGAGAACCAUGGACGAUGGAAGAUGAAAUCCACUGUCGAACCCAUUCAGUCUGGAAAGUUGAUAAUCACCUGCUGGAGCACUUACAAAAUGAGAGCAUGGAGAAGAGACUAGAACAAUGGCAUGAACAGAACCCACUGGAAUAUUCUGCUCAUCGGAGCAGAACUCAUUUUCUGUUCAGGCAAAAUCAUGGUAUGUUUGACUUACAUGGAAAAAGUAUGAAAUCAAAUUUAACUUUACUUUCCGAGAGCAGGAGCUAUGAAAUAAAGAGCCCUGCUGAGUUUACUGGAGAAGUCAGAUCCUGUCUCCAUGCUGACAAUGAACGGUUUCAUACUGAAAUUAAAUUCCCCAAAAGCCAAAAACUCAUCAGUACUAAUUCCCAAUUCAUCAAGCAUCAGAAGACUCAAAAAAUAAAGAAAUCUCAUGUAUGUGGUGAAUGUGGGAAAGCUUUCAUCAAAAAGUCUUGGCUCACUGAUCACCAGAAUCUUCAUACAGGAGAGAAGCCCCAUCGAUGUAAUCUAUGUGGGAAAGCCUUCUUCAGAAAGUUCAAGCUCACUGAACAUCAGAGAACGCAUACAGGAGAGAAACCUUAUGAAUGCAAUGAAUGUGGCAAAGCCUUCCUCAAGAAAUCAGGGCUCAGUGUCCAUCAGAAAACCCAUACUGGGGAGAAACCAUUUAUAUGCAGUGAAUGCGGAAAGGGCUUCAUCCAGAAGGGAAAUCUUAUGGUGCAUCAACGGAUUCACACAGGCGAGAAACCUUAUAUAUGCAAUGAAUGUGGAAAAGGCUUCAGCCAAAAGACGUGCCUCACAGCACACCAGAGAUUUCACACAGGAACGACUCCCUUUGUGUGCGCGGAAUGUGGAAAAACCCUUUCCCAGAAGACAGGUCUCAUUAAACACCAAAGGACUCACACAGGAGAGAAACCCUUUGAAUGCAGCGAUUGUGGGAAAGGCUUUAUCGAGAAGCCGCAGCUUGUUAUCCAUCAGAGAAUCCAUACAGGGGAGAAACCCUAUAGAUGUAGUGAAUGUGGGAAAUCAUUCAGAGGGAAGUCAGUCCUCAAUAAACAUCAGAAAACUCACUCAGUCAAGGUGGAAAAUCCUCCCUCAGAGGGUCACAGGUCCUCACAGAGUAGUGUUGUCCUCCAAGAGAAAAACCUGAAUACAGUGACAAUGCAAGUACCUUCUGUGGUCCCUCAGACAUCAGUCAACAUCAGUGGGCUCCUAGCAAACAGGAAUGUAGUCAUAGUGGGACAGCCUGUGGCCAGAUGUACACCCGCAGGAGAAAGCAGAGGGUUGGCACAGGAGAGAACCCUUAUGAAUGCAGUGAAUGUGGUUGUGCCUUCAGUGGUCAAUUAUAUUUUAUUUUAUGUCACAGAAAACCAGUAGGGAAAAAAUUAAGACAUUCUCUGAGGAAAAGGGUUGAGUGAAAAUUUCUAGUUCAUAUGGUGGCUGAAAAGUAUACACUGAGAGAAACUGUAUAAAUGCUGAGACUGGGAGCACGUGACCUACUCAUCCAAUUACAUAUAUGCCUUGAUACAGAGGCAUAAUCUGAUGUUAACCCAAACACACAAACGUCAGUUGCUCUGUUGUGUCAGUUAAAUAAAUGAAGGAAGCCUGUGUUCAACUAA
Molecule: messenger RNA, 2926 nt
Organism: Orcinus orca (killer whale)
Lineage: Eukaryota; Metazoa; Chordata; Mammalia; Artiodactyla; Delphinidae
Product: zinc finger protein 350-like
Exons: 5
Coding region: 1116-2684 (522 amino acids)
Biological process (GO): regulation of transcription by RNA polymerase II
Cellular component (GO): nucleus
Molecular function (GO): RNA polymerase II cis-regulatory region sequence-specific DNA binding; DNA-binding transcription factor activity, RNA polymerase II-specific
Source: RefSeq, a predicted model, not a curated record